Messenger RNA from Cololabis saira (Pacific saury), 4197 nucleotides. RefSeq lists its product as uncharacterized. The record is from RefSeq and is a predicted model, not a curated record. Bases 176 to 856 code for a protein of 226 amino acids. Lineage: Eukaryota; Metazoa; Chordata; Actinopteri; Beloniformes; Belonidae. Gene Ontology annotation, molecular function: DNA binding; zinc ion binding. The transcript has 6 exons.
UGGUCGUUGUUUCGCAUGUCGCUGCAUCGAGCUGGUCGCAGGCCUCGCUAGGCUGCUGGCUCCUUCACCUCCUAAACCCGGGCUCCCCGCACCUCAAUCCGGGCUCCACCUCGGCCCGCUGCUCUCCGAGUCCCAGGAAUAUCCUCUCCCAUUCCCCCUACCCUUCUGUCAGAGCAUGGCUCAGGAGACUAAUGAAACACAAGUGCCAAUGCUUUGCACUAUGGGAUGUGGUUUCUAUGGUAACCCCCGCACCAACGGAAUGUGUUCUGUCUGCUACAAGGAACACCUGCAGAGACAACAGGGAGGGGGGCGAUCCAGCCCCCCAGGAGAAAAAGGCAUUGGACCGUUUUGUCUCAACACAGCAGCUACAUCACCAUCAGGAUCACCAGGAUCAGCUGGUGUGACUGUGGAGAACACAACUACAGAGCUAAGUACAGAAGCAGCAGGCACCCCAACUGAAGAACAAAGUACCAGUCCCAGCUCUCCAAGCCCUGUAACUCAACAGAUGACAGCAAUGAGCAUCUCCCAGGAUUCAGCAGCAGUAGACUCUGAUCGUGCGGAGACUGAGGAGGGAGAGGAAGAGGGUUGCUCCAACAGUACAGAGCCAGUGGGCGAAGGAGCACAGGCUUCUGAUGGUGACCAGACUCCUGACAAAAACAAGAAAAAGAACCGCUGCUUUUCUUGCCGGAAGAAAGUAGGACUUACUGGUUUUGACUGUCGCUGUGGUAACCUGUUCUGUGCCAUUCAUCGCUACUCUGAUAAACACGACUGUCCCUACGAUUACCGGAGUGCAGCUGCUGCACGCAUACGCAAGGAGAACCCCAUCGUGGUGGCUGAGAAAAUUCAGAAGUUAUGAGGACUACGUGCAAAUAAAGUCUUUCUGACUUGAAGAAUUUGAACAAUGGCGACUUGGAUUAAACACCUGAUAUCAUGGCUUCACUCAUGCUAGUUAAAGUCGGGUAGGGUGGGUUGAUGUGGUCACAGCCACAGUCCAGACAUGUCCCUUACUAGCAUCUCUCUCUCCGCUGGUGACUGCAGCUGAACCCGAGUGCUAUGUAUGUGUGUAUUUGUAUGAAGGUGUGUGUUUGUGUGUGCGUGUGUGUGUGUGUGUGUGUGUGUGUGUGUGUGUGUGUGCACAUUUGCUUGAGAGUCGGGGAGAGAUCGGUGGGGGCUUGUUGGACAUUUGUGUUGCCAUGAAGAGAAAAAACAUUUGAUUUUUACCCCUUUUUGUUUAUCAACUUGGAGUAAUUGUAUAAGUUGAUAUUUAUACAAUUUCUUCAAGUAGUUGAAUUUUAAAUAGGGAUACGCUAUUAAGGAAUGUGUCAAAACGUGGAUGAUGGCGCAUAUAAAUAUUCAGAGGGUCCAGUUAGUUUAAAGAAAAAUGAACAGCAAGACCUCUAAGGGCUUUGGAAUUUAAAUUUCUCCUAGACAGAAAAAUGAUGUCAAUUUCUUGUUAAAUUGGCCUUUUUCUUUUUCUUUUUCUUUCUUCCAUUUCCCCCUCCCAACUGCUUUACGUUAGGGGUCAACACAUGUUGAAACCUCAAAAGCUCAGCAUUUUCCAGAUACGUCUCUUUAUAUGGACUUAUGCGGAUAUUGGGUGCAUGAACGGUUAUUGAUGGGGAGGGAAAGCUGAGGGCAAACCGAGAACCUUGACUUAACUGAGUGAUUGAAUUCUGUGUUUUAUUUUUUAACUUUCUGUUUUAAUGAGCAUAUGACAUCAGAAGAUCUAUAUUAAUAUAUUGUAGUUAGCUUGAAUUGUGUGAUUGCAUUCUAUUUAUUUUUUAUCGUUUGGUUGGUUUGUGCUGGAGGAUUGGCAGCAUGUGUCAACAAAUCAUUUAAGAUUUGUACUUUUUCAAUUAUUUUCAUGUGAUUACAUCUUAAUUAUUUAAACAUGACAGGAAAAACGCAGGUCUAAAAUGGUGGAUAAGAGUCCUGUUGGGCCGUUACUAUUAACAUUGUGCAGUAAAAUGACCAUUAUUUUGGAUUCAGAGAUGAAGCACAACAAGGAGUAUCAACUGUGGAGCACAAAAUUAUCUUGCCACACCUGCUUGGUUUUUGUUCAGCCUCUUGAGAAAAUUGCCUUUUUCAAUUGACACAUCAUUUUAUUUUCGUAAGGUAUUUUGUUUUCCUUGAAAGUCUUUUUUUGGAGGGAGAAGCAGAGCAAAGCUCCAUGUUUUUCUAACCACCAGCAGACCACUGACACAUGCUGAAUGAAAACGACUUGGGUCGCAGUUCCUCUACUCGACACAUGCUCUGCUCAAGUUCCAGGAAUGAUUGUCACCGCGCUGUGGAGUUGCGUGCAGUACUUUUACAUUGUGCUCAGAAUCAGACCAGUUCUAAUGCAAAGACUGCUUCAAGCUCGCUUCUGGGAAGAUCUGACGUACAUGCAUGUGUGCAGCCAAAACAUGCCAGUUACUGUUUUGUAAGUGACUGUGCAGUUUGAAAUUGAGCUGGGAUGUUUAAAAAGCCACAUAGCGGUAGCACAAUGCAUGGCUGGAACCUUGAGGUUCAAGUUCAUAGGACUCCACAGUUUGUUUUGGGUUUUUUUGUUUGUUUUAUUUCCAAAUGUAAAUAACAUAUGGCUCCUAUUCAUAUAGUAUAUUCUUAAUGUAGAUUUUUGCCAGGUCAUGAAGGUGGGAGACGAAGGUAAAGAAUAGUACUAUGUGUUUUAAAGUGCUUUUCACGAUUAUUCAAAAAAAAAUAAGGAAUGUGUCACAAAAUGGCACUAACAUUUUUCUCAACUUCUUUCCCCAAUUUCAUAAGCAACUAUCAGUGUUUUUCAUUUCACCUGGCUGCAUCACUUCCGUUUUACAGGACUAGUCAGAUUCUUAACUCUGUCCUCCAAGUCAAGAUCAUGCUGAAAUACCCAGUUCAUGCUCUAAUCCCGCGACCAAAGUCUAUAAUUUAGCAAUAUUACUUAAAGUUGAGAGGCCAUUGACAAGUUCAGGGAAACAAUUGAAAUUUCAUCUUUUUUUAAUAUUAAGUUUUCCUGUAAAUGUUGCUUGAUCUUUAUCUUUAAAUAUUUAUUAAAUAUUGGGUAAAAGGCUUCAAGGAAUUUGCGGGAUGCAAAAAGCAAAUGCAGAUUAUUUUAGAUGCGUAUUCAAAGAUCAUGUUGGGCCUUGAUAAGUUUAGUUUUGGUUCCGUCAUUAGGAUUCUUGUUGAAGUGUUGGUAAUUGACUGGCGUGAAGUGAUGGCAUGCCAGCACCAAGACUAUCUUAUACAAGUUACUUAUUUAUAACCCCUGAUUAUGAUUUUCUUCCUCAUCUCACACUUUUGUUGAAAAUUGAAAUUCAAACACAGUUUAUUAUGGUUGGUGACAAAGCGAAUGCUUGAAAUGUAUGGGAACUUGUAGCUGGUGCUGCUCUGCAUAUAUACAAAACUGUCAGACUUGCUGGCUUGAUGUUACAGAGCAUUGUUGUAUACAAAAAGUUAAGUUUUGCUUUACAAUUUAUUGGUCCUAAAUAGGGAAAUCCUUAUAUUUAGAAUGGCUUUUCAGUUAUGUAAAUUAUGGAAAAUUGUCAUGCUUUACACUUGUUUUCACUUGACUGCUCAUGUCAUGGUCUCAACCCUUUCAACCUGCUUUUCCUUAAUGUGAGCAGUUUGAAUGUAAACCACCAGAAAUCACAUGGUAUAUUAUACCAUCUUCAGUUAAAUUAAUUUGCCCUCAUGUUGACUGUGCUUGGGCAAAGGAUGGACACCCAGAUGUUUGCCUUGUACUGAGGGACAGUUACACCACUAAAAUAAUUUAGAUUGUUUGAGUUGGCACCACCAAUUAGUGCUAUCAUAUGUUUAAAAAUACGAGAGUAGAUAAAAUCAGUACAUAUGCAUUUUUCUUAUGUUGCAUUAUUAUACACUUCUGCUGUUUUCAAUUCCGGUUUAGAAUAGUCUUUCAUAAUUAAUGUCUUCAUCAUGCAAGGGUUUUGAUUGGAAGCAGUGAUAAAUCUUGACGUUAUGAUGACUGGUUUAGCUUAAGUUUCAUGCAGAAAUAAAGACAAAUGAAGAUGAUUGUGUUCAUUAUGUCUUUUAAGAGCUGUAGGAAUAUCAAAAUAAAUUAACAUAAUUCAGAGAUGUAGUUCUUGUCCCUUGGCACUCCAGUCCCCCAGAAACACCACCAGAUUUUUUUUUCUUUUAAGAGGAUUGUAUGAUGUGUAAAAGUUAAGUAUAAAACAAUAAAAUCACAAAGUUUAUUUUAAUUUA